Paramisgurnus dabryanus is the source of this 1805-nucleotide messenger RNA. RefSeq lists its product as uncharacterized. The record is from RefSeq and is a predicted model, not a curated record. NCBI's taxonomy places the organism in Eukaryota, Metazoa, Chordata, Actinopteri, Cypriniformes, Cobitidae. Gene Ontology annotation, molecular function: nucleic acid binding. Gene Ontology annotation, biological process: DNA integration.
UAUAUUUAAUUGUAUUUAUUUGUGAAUGGCUUCCUGCUUAUUUGUGAAUCGCGUUCUGUGCAUUUGUGAAUCACUGCACGCAUUUGUGGAUUGCGUUCUGUGCAUUUGUGGAUUUGAAACAUUUCUAACGUCAAGACUUGCACAAGAAUCCACAAAUAGGUGGACUCCGCCCACCGUCUACUCCAACCAAUCGGAUAACGACCUCGUGGCGCUGACCAAUCGUGGCACGGUCUACCUCCAACCAAUCACGUUCUGAUUUACUCGCUCUUCACACUCCAUCACAGUAGGUGGCGGUAUGCACCUAUCAAGUUGGAUCGCAACCCGCCAUAAAACCUAAAGAAGAAGAAGAACUCCGACUCACAUGCACGUUUAUCAUGGCGGAUCGGGAGGACACCCGACAGGACUCUGUGAGACAACAAGUUCUUCAAAGACUACUUUCUAGAGUGACUUAUGCCUUGGAACACCCACCUCUGGACAUUGAAUAUUUGCAAUUUGUUUGUCGUCAAGAAAUGACUUUGAUUACUGCCAUGUCAGCAAACAUUGGAAUUUCAGAGGACUUGGUCAGAGGUUUGAUGGACUUGGAUUCUCUUAUUCAGCAGCACAAAGAAUCCCAGCAGAUGGCAACUGUGGUGGAGAUUGAAAGACCAGAAGGAUGUGGACGUCCAAGAAUGCACAUAUCAGAGGACAAGUUAAUGUACUUUAUGAAGCUUGGAUUGUCACAGGAAUGCAUUAGUAAAAUUUUAGGUGUGUCUCGUACAACUCUCUAUCGUCGGAUGAGAGAAUGUAAUGUGUCAGUUUCAUCCCUCUACAGUCAUUGCACGGAUGAAGAGCUUGAUUUCCUGGUAUCUGAAAUCAAAAGUACUAUGCCAAACAUAGGGUACAGGGUUGUCAGGGGGGCCCUCUUUGCCAAAGGCUACAGAGUGCAGUGGGACAGAAUAUACGCCUCCAUGCGUCGUGUUGAUAGUCUUGGUGUUCUCUCACGAAUGUCCCAACUUGGUUGUGUUGCCCGGAGAGCUUAUUCUGUUCCAUAUCCCAAGUAUCUUUAUCAUAUUGAUACAAAUCAUAAGCUCAUAAGAUACAACAUGGUUGUCUCUGGGGGUGUGGAUGGAUAUUCAAGAAAGAUCAUGUUUUUACGCGUGGCAGACAACAACCGCUCUGAAACAAUGCUUCGGUUUUUCAAAGAGGCAGUUGAAGAGUUUGGUUUUCCCCUGAGAGUACGAGGAGAUCACGGGGGAGAAAAUGUAGGAGUGGCGCGACUGAUGUUUACAACACGGGGAACAGAGAAUGCCAGCUUCAUUGCUGGAAAGAGUGUGCACAAUCAGAGGAUUGAGCGCCUUUGGCGGGAUGUUCGAAUGUGUGCCACUGGAGUGUAUUAUGACAUUCUACAUCAUCUUGAGGACUGUGGAUAUCUUGAUAUAAGCAACUUCACCCACCUCUUUUGCUGUCAUUAUGUUUUUUUACCACGCAUACAGGCCAGCCUGGAUGCUUUCAAAGAUGCUUGGGAUAACCAUUCCCUGAGGACAGAGAACAACCUGACCCCAAAUCAGCUAUGGGAGGUCGGGCAGUAUCAGAAUCCAAUAAGUGAUCCUGAGAUACAGCUUUCAGGCUCUGCUGAACAAGAAAGUGGAGAUUCUGAAGAGGACCACUUCGGAGUCAAUGUGCCUGCAAUACCUAUGUUGCAACUCACAAAUGAGCACAUUGAGCAGCUUACAUCACAGAUUGACCCACUGCAGGAGUCUAAUUUAUUUGGAGUAGACGUAUACCUUCAGACUCUCACAUUUGUACAGAAUUUGGUUGAAGGUUAG